UUCGUAUCCUCACUAUAGAUAUGAUCCACACGCGGUUUCUAUUCAUCUGUUGAUAACUUUUCUCGUCAAGAAAAAAUUUUUUCCACCGUUCCGGUAAUCCUUCCAACGUGCAUACAAUGAGUAGCCAGAAAGGAAAUGCCUUCCGCAAUCGCCCACAGAAACAUCAGAAUCGGUUUGCGUUCAAAAACAAUUUGCACGACACGAACGUGCGCACCAAACGUAUGAACUCCAUUCAGAUCAACCACGUGUGCCCUCGAUGUAAAGACAUAUUGGAGUGGAAAAUCAAAUACAAAAAGUACAAAAUGCUAAAAGCAGCCAAAAACUGUAACAAAUGCCAUAACAAGACUGUCAAAGAAUCUUACCACACUGUGUGUCAGCCGUGUGCUAGCAUGUUGGGUAUAUGUCCUAAGUGCGGUGUUCCGAGGGAUGAAUGGAUCAAAGAUGGUCAAAAAGUAAUGCCAGAGAACAAUGAAGCUGAUGACAAUGAAAACGAUAAUUCGGAAAGCAAUGAUGAUGAUUCAGAGAAUGAUGCUUACUAUAACCCUUCUCCUAGUUAACUUUAGCUUAUCUAUUAAACAAUUGUUGUUUCCAUAUUUUAUUGAUUUUGAAUUAAACCCAUUUGACUUUUUAUUUAUUUCAAAAUUCAA
Sipha flava (yellow sugarcane aphid) is the source of this 647-nucleotide messenger RNA. RefSeq lists its product as uncharacterized. NCBI's taxonomy places the organism in Eukaryota, Metazoa, Arthropoda, Insecta, Hemiptera, Aphididae. Bases 117 to 557 code for a protein of 146 amino acids. The transcript has 2 exons. The record is from RefSeq and is a predicted model, not a curated record.